Messenger RNA from Aureobasidium musti, 1275 nucleotides. NCBI's taxonomy places the organism in Eukaryota, Fungi, Ascomycota, Dothideomycetes, Dothideales, Saccotheciaceae. The record is from the annotation of a GenBank genome assembly.
AUGCCAAGAAACCAAUUCGAGCCUCUGAUCCAUCUUCAGGACCGCAAGUCUCGGUGGUUCGCCAACCGCCAUUCCCGACGUAGGAGAGCAAGGGAGAACAAGAGAAAGGAACUCGUUGAUUUUCAACUUGCUACUCUGGAUGCUGACCUGUCGACUCGCUUUGAUCAUGUCAUCAGGACGAACAAGCACAACCCCCAUGUUCAGCUACCUGACCUCAACCUCUCGCCUAUGCAAAUGGUCAAGUGGCAACCUCCAGUAAUCCCUCCGGCACCUACACCUGCCCCUCACCUCCAACAUAUUUCCGGCACAGAGUGGUCAAACCUUGAGAUCAAGUUCUCUCCGCUAGCCAGGAAGACUUCACUUGCUCCAUGUCCAUCCCCACCGAUGUCUUUCAUGACUGCGGCCGAGCUCGGUCUUCUCACGCCAUUGACGCCCAAAGUGUGCCUACCAGAACUUAUCGACGGUCCACAAGUUGCUGCCACUGCUUCAGCCGACACCUCGAUUGUAAAGCCGUGGAUGUGUGUUCCUCCUGCCACUGCAUGCACCAGCCAGGAUCUAAUUCCUACUUCGGACGCACCAGAAGAUUUUGAUAUCAGCUCAUCAUUUGUGGCUGCAAAGUUGCCACGUUUCCGUGAUAUUGAUUUAUUCGAUCUGACCAUCCCCUCGGCUCUUGACGUCAAGCCAAGCACAUACGAUUACUCCGAGUCGCCAUCACAACCAACAAGAUGUACCCUGUAUCACGGAAAAGAUAGCCACGAUACUGAGCAACCCUCCUUGGAUACGUCCCAGUCUCUACGUAGGUGUGAAGAAGGCAGAAUGCCAGGUCUUGUAUACAGCGAAUCGGUCGACUCUCAAGCCUUCACUCUUGACGUCGAUUGGUCUGACGGACCCAUCGUGGACUGGCCUUACGAUGUUGUUGGUGACUGGAAUGAUGCACCCUUCCUUGACUGGAACGGUGAGCCUUUAGCAGAUUGGGUUGACGAACCUAUCGACGAUUGUUUCGAUGAUCUUGUCAUGAUCGAAUCUGACGACGAAACCUUUGACUGGACCUUCUUGUCUGAAAACAGAGCUCUGAGUGAUUGCGUCUCGACUCUUAGCUCUGCGUUCUCGAGCAUGGAAGUCCUUCCGCUGCCAUUGAGAGACUCUUUCAUGGAAGAUGGUUCUGCAUACGAAGAACCUGUUCGCGAGCUGGCUGAGCAUGGAACGAACAUGCGCAGAGUAUCAAAAUCAGCCUGGGAGUCCGAGUUCGACUUUUGUAUUCCUGCUUUCUUCUAG